AUGUCAGACCUUACAGAAAAAGCUAAAGAUGCCGCAGGUGCAGUUACAGACAAAGUAAAGGAAGUAACAUCAGGAGCGUCGUAUGAAGCUAAUAAAUCGGCUGCAAAAGAUUCCGAUCGAUCAGUCGGUGAUCGAGUAUCGCAUGGUGUUAAUGCUGCUAACGACAAAGUAAACGCUCAUACUGUUCUUGAAACAGUUGUUGAAAAAGCAAAAGAUGCAUAUAAUUAUGUUGCAGAAACAGUUCAAGGAGCAGUAGCUGGAUUGAGCAGUGAUGUCAACAAAGAAACAGCCAAAGAUUCGGAUAAACCAGUAGGUGAACGUGUAAAGGCUGGAGCAUCUGCUGUUGGUGACAAGGUGGAAGAAAAAGUCCAUGACGCAAAAGCAAGUGCUAAUAAACCAACAUAA
Molecule: messenger RNA, 405 nt
Organism: Didymodactylos carnosus
Lineage: Eukaryota; Metazoa; Rotifera; Eurotatoria; Philodinida; Philodinidae
Source: the annotation of a GenBank genome assembly